This is a messenger RNA of Amphimedon queenslandica, 2089 nucleotides long. RefSeq names its product kinectin-like. The transcript has 7 exons. Gene Ontology annotation, biological process: vesicle transport along microtubule; protein targeting; mitochondrion distribution. The record is from RefSeq and is a predicted model, not a curated record. The coding region runs from base 75 to 1937 and encodes 620 amino acids. Gene Ontology annotation, molecular function: myosin binding. Lineage: Eukaryota; Metazoa; Porifera; Demospongiae; Haplosclerida; Niphatidae. Gene Ontology annotation, cellular component: mitochondrion; cytoplasmic vesicle.
AUUAUUCAUUGACACCAGUAAUUAAUUGAUAUGCGUGAAUGAAUAUUAAAUGAGUUGGUACAGUCUCCCACAACAUGGCGGCAUCUUCUUCCAAAGUGAAAGUGAGAAAAGCGCUAGAAUCAACCGAGUCUCUAUUGGCUUCUCUCGUGGAGCGGAACAACUUACUCCUCCCUUCCUCGGGACCUUAUCCCUCCCUCUCUUCAAUCUCCGCUCCUGCCAUUACACCUGUUAGCACUAGCAGUGACUCUAAUAAUGUCACUGAUGGGGGAGGAGUCACUGCCAACAGUAGUAGUGGGACUUUUAAUGUAGAGCAGUCUCUGAUAGGAACUGGUGAAGGUCUCCCAAUGUUGUCAGAACCCUUAGCAGAGGUUUCACCAACUCACGAACCCUUCAACCCAGCGAUUGAUACGCUUUCGUCUCUUGUCUGUCGUAGUUUUAUUAGUGGGUCUCACGAAACAGAUCCUGUCUACCUUCAAGAGCAGCUCUAUCAGGCUGAGAAGGACCUCCAGUUAUCGGCAAAGAUAGGCCUAGCCCUCUCGAAGAGGGUCGGGGUUUUAGAAAAAGAAGUAACACGCCUCACAGAUCAAUCAAGUACUUUAGAUCGGAAUCUUAAGCAAGCGAGACACGAGCUCGCUACAAAAGAGUCACUACUGAGUCUUUAUUAUGUACAGGCUGAUCAAGACGAGGAGCAAAGGGGGAAGAAUGGGGAGGAGAAGGUCCCGGAAUGGGCAGCGAAUCUUAGCGAAGAAAACUCUCAAUUAAAGAAAGAUAACCAGGAGUUGUGGGAUGAGAAAGUACGACUGGAGCAAGAGGCAGAGUCGAAGGCUCAGGCUGAUAAAGUUUUCGUUGAGCAAUGCGUCCGACAAUUGACUGAAGCUAAAGAACAGUUGCUUGAGUCUCAAGCAGCUGCUGAAGCUCAGGAAGAAAAGACUCACCAGCUUCAAGUUAAAUUAGGAGAAUAUAAACUAGACAAUGACUCACUCAAGGAAUCAAGGUUUAUGCUUAUGGAUGAGAACGAAGAACUUAAUCUGAAACUGUCUGAAAGUCAAAACGAGCUGAAGCAUGCCAGCAUUGAAUUGUUGGAAUGGCAUGAAAAAUACGAUACAGUUCACACUUUAUUGAGAAAUGCACAAGAAGAAAACAAGAUGCUUAAAGAUCUAACGGACACAAGCAACGAUGGAAGUAUUACUCCUUCAGAAGGAGAGCAUCACGAGUCCAUUGUGAAGGAGAUAGAGGACGUCCUAAGGCGGGAACUGGUCGCUGCUAGCACUCUCACCGAUAGACCGGUCUCGCCUAAUAACUACGCCACACAGAGGACAAACGUUGUCAUGGAAACUGUAAAAGCUGCAACUUUGGCAACUGCUAGAAAAUUGGAAAAACUUGCAGCAGAACAAAGAAAGAAAGAGGAAGAAAUGACCCCUUCAGAGGACGACCUAUUGAAAGGUCUAGGCAACCCUCACUCUUAUUUCUCACCUCAGAAACUGCAAAUAGUGAAGCCGAUGGAAGGCUCGGUCACUCUCCUUCGUUGGAAGCUACUAGCCACACCUCAGCUGAGGGGUCCGUCUGGGUUUCUAGAAUCGGAGGCCGAGAAACAAACCGGUAUCCAUUUGAAAAACUAUUCGUCUAACUCAAGACCUGGCACGCCAAAAGAGAAGACAGGAGAAAGAGAGAGUACUCCAAGGAAGUGGCAUAGUGUAUAUAAUCUAUCUUCAGAACAAAAACAAGAACCUUCUCUUCAGAAGAUUAUCCACAGGAGACAUCAGCCGUCACCAAGAGGAGGAGGAGGAGUUUCUCAACUUUCAACUGUCGGGAAAGUAAAACAAAAUAUAAUAGGUUUUCUCUCGCCCGGCUCCGCCCAAAAUAAUAAAUCUCCGCCCACUGAUAGAGGAAGUUCAAACGACUCAUCAGCAGGGUUACAGGAAUUAUUAGGAUUCUAAUUAGUGCCCGAUUUUUUGCGCGCAGAUAGAACAAUAAUUUAUUUUUACUUUUAAUAAUUAUCACAAACCCAUACAAGGAGACAUCCGAUUCAUAUAUUUGCAUAAAAUUAUUAUUAUUAUUAUUAUGUAUAUUUUUUGUAUUAAUUUUGUUA